GCUCAUUUUACAUUAUUUUAACAUCUACUCAAGCUACCAUCACCAUAGAACACCAUGUCUGGAUCGGGGGAUACCCACACGUAUAGUAAAGAAGCUUUUAGCACAGAGAAAUCCUGCAAAAAAAGUAAGAAUGGGGACUUGUUCAUUAAACCGUCUUAAAUUGCAUGAUUUUAGUGGUAUACUAUCUUUGUUUUAAACCCCAUUACAAAAUGGGAGAGUCACAAUAAAAUGUUUAUUACCGCUGUUUAACACAGAUACUUAUUAUUAUUAUCUACCAACCACUUCAGCAUCCAGCCGUGUUAGGGGCAAUGUAUAGAGUGUAUUAUAGCUAGUUAUGUCAGAGGUUGCUUUUUUCUUCUUAAUCUUUUUUAUUUUCUAAACAAAACAAAGAAAUAUUUAAAUAAAUAAUUCUGUUCCAGAUGCCCUCCCUUUUUGCUCCACCCUCCAAACUUGCAUGGUUUCCUUUCUGCUCCAAGAAUGUGCGUUAUGUUAUGAGUUGGGCAGUAAAUAAGAAAAAAAUGGUUGUUGGGUGUUAAUCCAAGACAGGGCCAGCCCGUCCAUAGGUUACAAUGGUCCAGGAAGCUUUUUGAUAGGGGCAGCAUUUUGCCGAUCCUGUACACUUUACCCAGCCUGCUUUGGGGGCAGGGCCACCUGUGUUCAUAUAUAUGGCGAGUGCCUCUCUCUCUCUAUAUAUAUAUAUUUGCAGAUCCAGUCCUCUGUAGUCCUCUGUGACGAGGGGGCCCAGGAGUCUGACCUUCCCCUCCAGCACAAUCCUCUCCUCUUGUGAGCCACGAGAGCAUUACCACGGGUUGCCAUGGCAAUGCUCCGGCAUGUUUGAUGAAGCAGUUUUUAUGUAGAUCAUGCUUUUGUAAUCUCCCUGCUCAAUUAUUUUCCAUAUAGGAGUCAAAUUAUUUUGUUUAUGCCGCCGUAGUUACAUCUCCUUGCAUGUAACUUGCACAGCAUUCCCAUACACUUCCUGACACCUAACCUAGUUAUUUUAGGUACCUGUAUUGCACAUUCUGUUUAAUCUAGAAUUUUUUUCAUUCAAGCAGUUAGUCUAAUGUUGUUUUCAUGCCUUAUAUCAUCUCUUUAGGUAUUACUGGUAUAAUUCACAAACAUUGAGUUAUGUUUUAAUUAGUUGUCUUAUUUAGAACAUGUAUUUAAAUCGUUUGCAGAACAACAUAUUCUGUAACACAAAGCUUCUAGAACUCAUUGAGGCUUAGGUCCAGUGUUGAAUUUCUGGCUGGUUAAACUGAGUUAUAGAACUUUUAUGACUGUUCCUUAAAGAGACACUAUAGGCACCAAAACAACUUUAGCUUAAAUAAAGGAAUUAAAAAAAGAAAGAGAACAUACUGCGCCAAAUAUGAAUUUUAACAAAGCAAGUAUAGGUAUAUACGUACACAAUAUUGUCAAUAUUAUUAUUAUUAUAAUGUUAUUAUUUAUGUAGCGCCAACAAAUUCCGCAGCGCUUUACAGUGGGUGGACGAACAGACAUUUAAUUGUAAACAAACAAGUUGGACAUACAGGAACAGAGGGGUUGAGGGCCCUGCUCAAUGAGCUUACAUGCUAGAGGGAGUGGGGUAAAGUGACACAAAAGGUAAGGAUAGUAUUAGACUAAUGACAGUUGCAAGAGUGGAAUCAGUCGGGAUCUAUUAACAGUUUAAUUGAUACACUUUUAUGAAGAAGUGGGUUUUUAACGAUUUUUUGAAGGAGUGGAGACUGGGUGAGCAUCUAACAGAGGAGGGAAGCGAGUUCCACAGGAACGGUGCAGCCCUCGAGUAGUCUUGAAGGCAAGCCUCUGAGGUGGGAGUACAGACAGAAGAUAGAUGUAAGUCUUCAGCAGAGCGUAAGGGCCUAGAUGGGACAUACUUGUGUAUUAGGGAGGAUAGAUAGGUGGGAGCAGCAUUAUGUAGAGAUUUGAAAGCAAGAACUAGAAUUUUAAAUUGAGCCCUAUAUCUUACAAGAAGCCAAUGUAGGGACUGACAGAAGGGUGAGGCGUGGGAGGUGUGGGCGGCCAGGAAGACGAGCCUUGCCGUCGCAUUCAUUAUGGACUGUAGCGGCGCAAGUUGGGAGCACAUAAGACCACUGAGAAGCGAAUUACAGUAGUCAAGGCGAGAAAGGACAGUGGAAUGGACCAACACCUUAGUCGCAUCUGGCGUUAAGUAGGGUCGGAUGCGCACAAUGUUUUGAGAUGGAAACUACAGGAUUUGGUGAUAGACUGAACAUGUGGCGUGAAGGAGAGGUCGGAGUCAAAGAGAACACCUAUGCAGCAAGCCUGUGUGGUGGAGCUGAUGGUAGCACCAUUGAGUUGGAGGGAGACAGACACAGGAGUAGCAACACUUGAGGGAGGAAAGACCAGAAUUUCAGUUUUGGUCAAGUUGAGUUUAACCCCUUAAGGAUACAUGACAUGUGUGAAAUGUCAUGAUUCCCUUUUAUUUCAGAAGUUUGGUCCUUAAGGGGUUAAGAAAGUGGGCAGCCAUCCAGUUAGAAUUAGCAGAGAGGCAGUCAGAGACACUAGUCAAGAGGGACAGGGAGAGAUCAGGAGAGGACAGGUAGAUUUGUGUGUCAUCUGCUUAGAAAUGAUAUUGGAAGCCAAAGGAGCUAAUGAGUUUAUCAAGGAAUGCAGUAUAGAUAGAGAACAGUAGGGGAUGAGCAACAGUGUCAAAAGCCGCAGACAGGUCAAGGAGAAUUAUGAUAGAGUAGUGACCAUGAGAUUUUGCAGCGAGUAGAUCAUUAGAUACUUUGAGUCAAGGUUGGGCUUCUUUAGAAUUGGGGUUACAGUUGCAUGUUUGAAGGGUGAUGGAAAUAUGCCAGAGGAGUGAGAGAGAUUGAGAAUUUUAGUGAGAGGUGGAGAAAGAGAAGAAGACAGAGUAUGGAUGAGAUGUGAGGGAAUUGGAUCUAGGGAGUAGGUGGUGAGGCGGGAGGACUGGAGCAGAGCAGAGACCUCUACCACUUUAGCAGGUGCAAAUGAACAUAGAACAGCAGAGGUAGUGAGGUCAGGGGAAGUAUUGUAAGGGGAAGAAGAAAGAUGAGAGAUCUCUUCCCUGAUUGUAGAGAUCUUGUCAGUGAAGUGAGUUGCAAAGUCUGAGGCGGUCAAGUUAGUAGGUGGAGGAGUAACAGCAGGGCGAAGAAGAGAGUUAAAUGUGUGAAAUAGUCGUUUGGGUUCGCGGGAGAGUGUGGUUAUGAGGGUAUUGAAGUAAUUUACUUUUGCAGAGGAAAGAGCCAAGCUGUAUGAGCUCAGCAUAAAUUUAUAGUGGAGAAAGUCAGAUGCACAGUGAGACUUUCUCCAACAGCGUUCAGCAGUUCUGGAGCAUUUUUGGAGGUAUCGAGUCAGCUUUGUUUGCCAAAGUUGUUGUUGGGGGGCUGCUGCAUUUAAAUGUAGGAGGUGCCAUGAUGUCUAGUUGAGAGGAGAGGGUGGAAUUGUAGAAGGAGGUUGCAGAGCUAGGACAGGUGAGGUUUAAAGAAGAGUUUGGAGAUUAAUGGUGAAAUGCUCUAGGUCAAGACAUUGGAGGUUUCUGUGAGAUUUAUGUUCAGAAGGUGUCAAUUGGGUCUUAGGUAUGCUGAUGUCAAAAGUCAGCAGAUGGUGGUCAGGUCAAGAAAAAUGAAUAUUGGAAAGAUUAGAGGUGGUACAGAGAUUGGUGAAGGCGAGAUCAAGAGUGUUUCCCGCUGUAUGGAUGAAGGGUGAUGGAAAUAUGGCAAUGCUCCGGCAUGCUUGAUGAAGCAGUUUUUAUGUAGAUCAUGCUUUUGUAAUCUCCCUGCUCAAUUAUUUUCCAUAUAGGAGUCAAAUUAUUUUGUUUAUGCAGCUGUAGUUACAUCUCCUUGCAUGUGACUUGCACAGCAUUCCCAUAUACUUCCUGACACCUAACCUAGUUAUUUUAGGUACCUGUAUUGCACAUUCUGUUUAAUCUAGAAUUUUUAAAUUCAAGCAGUUAGUCACUGACAUAGGGUGAUUAGAGCUGCAUAAACAGAAACAAAAGUGAUUUAAAUCCUACAUGACAGAGAAUUGAGCAAUUGAGAAUACAGGGGCAUUAUAUAUACACCAGCAUUGCUUCAUUAAGCUAAUGUUGUUUUCAUGCCUUAUAGCAUCUCUUUAGGCAUUACUGGUAUAAUUAAAUUGGACCACUGCGUAAGGCCAGAGGGGGAGGUUACAGAAAGCAGACGAGAGGUAUCAGUGCAAUUGAGGUUGUUGAUUGGGAUAUUGAAAUCCCCAAGUAUAAGUGAAGGAGUGCUAGAACAGAGGAAGUGGGGAAGCCAGUAAGAAAAGUGCUCAAUGAAUAGUCUAGGAUAACCGUAGGGGCAGUAGAUGAUAGCAGUUCUUGAAGGAGUGGAUUUAAAUAGGCGGACAGUAUGAACUUCAAAAAAAGAGAAGGAUUAGGACUGGUUGAAAGGUACAUUGAGGGGAAAGAAGGAUGCCUACACCACCUCCUUUACAGUUGAGUCUUGGAGUGUGAGAGAAUUGUAGCCCACCGAAAGAGGCAGGAGUAGCGCCUCUUACAGCAGUAUUGGGGUUUCAAAGUUUGGAAAUCAGGCUGUUAAAUAAAGAAAUGUGAGGGUCCGAUAGGCUUGCAAUAAAGCUGAGGGAGGGGGAAACGUAUCUAGGCACAGAGGUGAAGGGAUGGUUAUAAAAUGGCUUAAAUAAGAAUAUGAAAAAAAGUCCUCAAGAGAAAGUCUUUAUGGUACUAAUAUAAAAACCUGCUGGAUAUAGUAUUUUUUGGAGGUCAAUCUGUUGUCCUCCGUGCUUAAUAAAUAAUCAGAUCUUACGGUAUAGAUGAGGCGUUUUCUUAACGUUGUCCCAUAUGAAAUGGAAACACAAAAAGACACCAAUAAUGUAAACGCAAUAUACACAGUGUCCUAGAUAAUGUAAUGGUAAAAAUCUUGGAUUGCUGGACUAUCCAAGUUACAGACUUUAUCUUGCUGCCUUUGGAGUUAGCGCUGUAUCUCCCCCUUUUUGUACAAUUAACACAUUAACUCUGGACACAUAAAGCACGUAAUCUUGCUGUCUGUCAUUUCCCUUAACAGUUUAUAAAGGUGCAAAGUUCAACAGAAAUGAUCACUUUUAUUACUUGGUUGAGAAACACCUUCCUGGUUGUUACUUAAACAACCAGGAAUGAUUUCUUAUGCUUCUCUUUAGGUCACAGAGCUAACAUAAGUUGGAGGUGCCCUAAUCUAGCGCAUUCCUGCCUUCCCUCCUUCAAUGAGCUAUAUUGCAGCUCACUGAAAAGCACUAAAAAGCCACAAGUGCCUUCACAAAAAUCAUGGCUGUCCUGAUAAGCCAAGGACUGUUGGGAUGAAUGCCUUGCACAUGAUAAAAAUAUCACAAUUGUCCAUGUUUUCUGGCAUAUUACGCCAUGGAGGAACAUGUGCUGUGGACAAAAAGAAUCAGAUCAGAAAAUCUACCUUUCCCUCUGCUCUGGGUGCAGCCAUGGGAGUGGGCAUGUCCUCUUGAAGUUAAUAACCCCACAAGUGACAGUUCCACUGUAAUAAUUAUUAUCACAGUGUAUAUUUUUAAAGAGAAGCUUGCACUUCAUGUAAAAUAGAAGUUAACCUUAAAGAAACACUAUAGUAAUAGGAAUACACAGCUGAUGCUGAAGAUAAAAUCAUCAUAGUUUCUCUAAAACUGCAAUGUUUUCACCUGCAGGGUUAGGGUGAUAAGGACACUACUCUAAGUCAAUUUCAUUACGUAAAGUGGUCUGAGUGCCUAUAGUGUCCCUUUAAGGCCUCAGUUUAAUUAUUUUUAUUAUAAUUUGAAAAGCUUAUCCAACAUAUUAUUAUUAUUACUGGCAUUUAUAAAUUGCCCACAAAUUCCACAGCGCUGAACAAUUGUGAAAAAGACAAUACAGUACAUACAGACCAAUACAAACGGUAGAGGGCCCUGUCUCUGAGCUUACAAUCUAAGUAAUUUGAGGCCUAAGUUAGGUGUAGCUGAGCAACAGCUAGAUAUAUUUGGCACUCAUGGUGUAAAAGUUAAAAUAUGUGUACCGCGAUUUAUAAUGAGUAUGCUAAAUAUUUUUUUUGUAUACUCUGCAAAACCAGAAACCUCUCAGCAACAAGAGGCUGAAAAGAGUCAUCAAGAACACAAUAAAGGCCAUGAAGAAAAUAAACACUCUGAAGAGCGUACAAUGUCUGGCCAACACUACGCUGAGGAACGCAGAGACACCCAAGACCAUCAUAAAGAACCAAAAGAAAACAAGAAAACUAACCAAGAACAACCACAGGAAUUGAGGCACAACCAGAAUAAUAAAGAGGAACAAAACAAGGGCAUCCAACAACCUCUUCAGGAACAAAGCAAGUAUCAAAAAGCACAUAACCAAGAUCAAAACAAAGUUGACCAACAACACCAUCAGGAGCAAGACCGAAGCAAAGGUAACCAAAAACACAGCCACGAUCAAAAAGAACAUUCCCAGGACCCAAAUAAGUAUUACCAACAGCAUUCCCAGGAACACAGAGAAGUUAAAAAAGAACAUAACCAAAAUAAAGGUGACCAGCAACAAUCCCAGAUACACAACGAGAAUCAAGAAAAGCAUUUCCAAGACCAAAACAAGGGCAACCAACAAAAGCUCCAGGGUCACAACCAGGACCAAAAAGACAGUUUCCAGGACCAAAACAAAGGUAAUCAACACCCACAGGAGCACAACCAUGGUCAAAAAGAACAGUUCCAGAACCAAAACAAGGGUAACCAACAACAUUCACAGGAGCAUAGACAAGAUCAAAAAGAACAUUCUCUGGCAGAAAAAAAAGAUAACCAACAAUCCCAGGAGCACAACCAGAGCCAAAAACAACGUUCACAGGGCCAACAUACAGAUAAUCAACAACAUUCCCAGGAAAACAAAAAGGAUCAAAAAGAACAUAACCAAGAUCAAAACAAUGGUAACCAACAACAGCAUCAGGAGCACAACCAGGAUCAAAAAGAACGUUCCAAGAACCAAAACCAAGAUAAGCAACAACAUCGUCAGGAGGACAACCAAGAUCAAAAGGAACAGUCCCAAAACCGACAACAUUCCCAGGAGCAUGGACAAGAUCAAAAACAACAUUCAUGGGCACAAAACACAGAUAGCCAGCAAUUCCAGGAGCACAACCAGAGUCAAAAGCAACACUCACAGGAUCAAAGUAAAGAUAACCAACAAUCCCAGGAGCACAACCAGAGCCAAAAACAACGUUCACAGGGCCAACAUACAGAUAAUCAACAACAUUCCCAGGAAAACAAAAAGGAUCAAAAAGAACAUAACCAAGAUCAAAACAAUGGUAACCAACAACAGCAUCAGGAGCACAACCAGGAUCAAAAAGAACGUUCCAAGAACCAAAACCAAGAUAAGCAACAACAUCGUCAGGAGGACAACCAAGAUCAAAAGGAACAGUCCCAAAACCGACAACAUUCCCAGGAGCAUGGACAAGAUCAAAAACAACAUUCAUGGGCACAAAACACAGAUAGCCAGCAAUUCCAGGAGCACAACCAGAGUCAAAAGCAACACUCACAGGAUCAAAGUAAAGAUAAUCAACAACAUCCCCAGGAACACAAAAUGGAUCAAAAAGAACAUAACCAAGAACAAAAUAAUGGUAACCAACAACAUCAUCAGGAGCACAACCAGGAUCAAAAAGAAAAAUCCCAGGACCAAAACAAAGAUAAUCAACACCCCCAAGAGCACAACCAGGAUCAAAAAGAAUAUUCCCAGAAUCAAAACAAGGGUAGCCAACAACAUUACCAGGAACACAGACAAGAUCAAAGAGGACAUUCUCAGGAACAAAACAAAGACAAUUUACACUCAGAGGAACAAAACCAGAGUCAAAAACAACAUUCACAGGUGCAAAAUAAGGAUAACCGACAACAUUCCCAGGAACACAGAAAUGAUCAAAAAGAACAUAACCAAGAUCAAAACAAAGGUAACCAGCAACAACCCCAGGAACAUAACCAAAAUCAAAAAGAACAAGCAAAGACUCAAGACCCAAGCAAAGGUAACCAACAACAGUCACAGGGUCACAACCAGGAUCAAAGAGAACGCUCCCAAGACCAAAACAAAGGUAAUCAGCACCCUCAAGAGCAUAGUCAGGAUCAAAAAGAAUAUUUCCAGAACCAAAACCAAAGUAGCAAAGAGCAUACACAGGAACCCAACCAUGAUCAGAAAGCACAUUUCCAGCACCAAAACAAAGGUAACCAGCAACAAUCCCAGGAGCACAACCAGGAUCAAAAACGACACUCCCAGCACCAAAACCAAGGUAACCAGCAACAAUCCCAGGAGCACAACCAGGAUCAAAAAGGACUAUCCCAGCACCAAAACGAAGGUAACCAGCAACAAUCCCAGGAGCACAACCAGGAUCAAAAACGACUCUCCCAGCAUCAAAACCAAGGUAACCAGCAACAAUCCCAGGAGCACAACCAGGAUCAAAAACGACUCUCCCAGCACCAAAACCAAGGUAACCAGCAACAAUCCCAGGAGCACAACCAGGAUCAAAAAGGACUAUCCCAGCACCAAAACGAAGGUAACCAGCAACAAUCCCAGGAGCACAACCAGGAUCAAAAACGACUCUCCCAGCAUCAAAACCAAGGUAACCAGCAACAAUCCCAGGAGCACAACCAGGAUCAAAAACGACUCUCCCAGCACCAAAACCAAGGUAACCAGCAACAAUCCCAGGAGCACAACCAGGAUCAAAAAGGACUAUCCCAGCACCAAAACCAAGGUAACCAGCAACAAUCACAGGAGCACAACCAGGAUCAAAAAGGACAUUCUCAGCACCAAAACCAAGGUAACUGAUAACAUGAACAAUAAGCACUUAUAUCAUAUCCUCACCACAUUCACAUACUGGACCCAAGUGGGGACUAGAAAGCAGUCUGGUCAGAGAAGAAUCUGCAUCCCUGCCAGCUGAACACAGGAGACAAGUCAAAGAUAGAUGGAGACACUUCAAAGGGAGAAAUGAGAUAGAAGGAGAUGUUUAAAGGAUACAAGUGGUGAUGAGACAGAAGGAAAGAGACAAAUAGGCGUUAUGAUACAAAGAGAGACACAUGGAGAUAAGAUACAGGGAUAUACACUUUGGAGGUGAGAUACAGAGAGAGACACAUGGUAAAAUUCAGGGAGAUACACUGUGGAGAGACACAAGUGGCAAGCUACAGGGAGAGACACAAAUGUUGAGUGAGAUACUGCGUGAGACAAAAGGUAGGUGAGAUACAUAGUGAAAAAUACAAAGGUGAAACAGAGAAAUAAAUAUUAGUGGAGGAGGUAACUAUACCACACACACACACACACACACACACAAUUAACUUGAUGGUUGCAUGUCUCUUUUCAGCUAUGUAACAAUAUACUGACACUAUGCAUCAUUUCAUCACUCUGAGACAGAAUUUAUGUUUAUCUUCACACAGCUUCAAAUGCAUCCCUGCUACUACACACCCAUUAACUCUGCUGAAAAAAAUCCACAUCCCUGCAUUCUCAUACUCCUGCAUUCUCACACUCCACAUACAUACACCCCAGCAUUCAAACACACAUACACUGCACACAAAUACAACCCUGCAUUAACACAUAUAACACUUUCAUCCUAGAUACAAAUAUGUACCCACACUCACUCCAACAAUACACAUACUCAAACAUUCAUUCAGAAACAUACCUUCAUACCAUGUGCAAACAAACAAAUACACACAAGGGUUAAUUUACUGAGUCAAGAUUUGUGGGGGACUGGCAAACACACUGAAGACCAAACUAGUCAAACUGAAGAAUGCUCCGUCUCAGCAAUUUUUCAAUGCAGGGCUUGUGCUUCAAGUUUUCCUUUUUUUGGUCUAUUCUUAGAUAAACUUUGAAAAUGAUUUCUCAAAAUAUUAAAGUAUCAAAAAAUAUAUUAUAUAUAAACAAAUAUUUCAAUAUAUAAUAUUUUAAAAAUAUAUUAAAAAAAUUUAAAAAUAUUGAAUCAUAUUAAAACUUUAUCCAAAAACAUGAAAUAAUAUAAACACUUAUGCAAAAAUAAUUAAAUUGAUGCCUAAGGCCAUGAUUUAAUAUUUUGGAAAAGCUUUUCAAAUUAUUGAAUACUUUUGAAUAAACUUUUAAAAUAUAUAUAUUUUUAAACAUUAAAAUAUCAACAAAUAUAAUAUAUAUAUAUAUAUACAUAUAUAUAUAUAUAUAUAUAAUAUAUAUAUAAAUAUAUGUGUAAAACAAUAUCAAUACAUUAAAAUAUUUUUUUAAAUAUUAUGUUGUUGUACAAGCUAAUAAAAAAAAAAAAGAAAUAAUUUGAAGAGCUUAUCCAAAAAUAUGUAUAUAAUUAUGAAUAUGGGUGUGUUUACUGGACAUGAAAGUGACCCCAGGACAAACAUAGUCCAUCCCUGUCUUUUUCCAUACCUGCCCAAGUCUCACCACCUAUUGGUAUGGUGUGGCCCAGAGUCAGGAGGCUGCCAAUACAUUACUGUCAUCCCAUUGGUGGUUCUGGGCAUAAACAGCAACACCAGGGAUACAUUGCAAAGUGACACGAUAAAAAAAAUUAAUUAGCUGUUAAAAAAACUAAGCAGGCAACAGCAGGAAACUAGAAUGUCUCCUUAGAGAUAUAGCAGACUUAAAAAACAAAACAAAAAAAACAACAACAGACAAAUGAAAAAAAAAAAAACAUUGAUUGCUAUAACAUAUCAUUAUGUAAAAUACUAGAACUCUCUGUUUAGGUAUGAAUUAGAGAAGGUUGUUUUAUAUUGUAUGUUUAUUCAUGUAUUUAUUUUUUUACAGGCCUUACUACAGAUCGUACCUCUGAAGGGAUUAAACAUGGGAAUAAAUAAAUUUUUAAUGCUGUAUCGAUUUCUUUACAAUUAUGACCAAAUGCCCUGCAUACAUAUCUCCAGUAAUAAACCCUGGUAUGUUCUAUAUUAAAAUUAUUUUAAACAAUUUCUUCCUUAAAACAAUAUACUCUCUUUAUGAUUUUAAUGAUAAUAUUUGUAAAUAGUGCUUUUCUCUUAAAGUAUUUUAGUACUGUUUGUCUGUCAAAUCUAUUGCAUUAAACAUUAUUCGAG
Pelobates cultripes (western spadefoot toad) is the source of this 10968-nucleotide messenger RNA. The record is from the annotation of a GenBank genome assembly. NCBI's taxonomy places the organism in Eukaryota, Metazoa, Chordata, Amphibia, Anura, Pelobatidae.